CAACCGCCAACAACCGAAUCCCAUAAUGAAGAAAAGGCAGAAAAGAUUGAAUCACAUUGCGUGGAUCGCGAAAGAAUUGUUGCCGAGUUACAAAUGGAAGAUGAAUGUUCUUCUUUGUUGAACAAAUCAACACAUGAAGCAACUGAAGAAAUUGAUCCUCAAGUAACACCACCCGUUAUUACAUCUUUUGAGAGGGCAACGGCAAACAAGGAUGUUGUUGUAGAGGAAGUGACGGCGGAAGGUGUAUCUAUCGAGGAUAAACAAACUUCGUGCAAGGAAGUAGCGAAAACGUACAAGGAACUGGAUCCCGAAAGGAUAAACAUACGAUUCACAAUUGGCGAAGGUGAAUUUGGGAAAGUUUGUGCUGGGGCGUUUGCCGAAUACACUUUAGUCGCAGUUAAAAUGCUCCACCCGGAUGUCCCUGAAAAAACGCAGCAGGACUUUUUAAAAGAAGCUGAUACAAUGCAACAACUAUCGCAUCCAAAUAUUAUCAAGUUGGUUGGAGUCGUGACGCGAAAAGAACCCCGGAUGAUUGUCACUGAAUUCAUGCAUCAUGGGUCAUUGGACAAAUACUUGCAAGGAGUUGGAAAAUCAGUCAAAUGCUGUGGUUUACUGCGCAUGCUUAUAGAUGUCUGUGAAGGAAUGAAAUAUCUCUCGGGACUUGGCUAUGUUCACCGGAAAGCGGAAAAUUCUCAAUUUCAGGACUUGGCCGCGAGGAACAUCUUGAUCGAUGAAAAGCGGACAUGCAAAAUCUCCGAUUUUGGAUUGGCAAGAAAAAUUGGAGAGAAACUGGUUGACGACGCAUAUACACUCACUGGCGGGAAAGUACCUAUCCGAUGGACAGCUCCCGAAGCGGUUAUUUAUCGGAGAUUUACGAUAGCAAGUGACGUUUGGUCCUUUGGUAUAGUGAGCUGGGAGGUAUUCAGUUACGGUCAACGCCCAUACUGGGAUUGGACCAAUCAAACAGUGAUUUCCAUGUUGGAACGUGGCUAUCGUUUACCCUGUCCGGAAGCAUGUCCCAAGGAAAUGCAUUGUCUUAUGUUAAAUUGCUGGUCCGCGAAAACUGAAAAAAGGCCAAACUUUGAUACACUUGGUGUAUACCUGGAAAAAAUUCUGGAAGACGAAGAACCAUUGGUCAGUUCCCUACCGAAUGGAGAGCCCCAUUCAGGAAGCACCUCUUUCAGCCAACCGACCUUUAUAUUGCCAACGGCAGAAGCGUUCACGAAUUUACAAAUCACAAGUAAACAUGGGACCAAGAUGCGUACGGAACUACCAACGAAGACUUUCCAGCGGGGUCAAAAUACUGACGAUAGAAAUUGUACUACUCGCGUUCAUUAUGAAGGAUCCAAACUGAAGCACUCAUGUAAUGUCCAGGAAUCAAUCAUAUCGCAAAACGGUACCUACUAUAAUGUUCCACAGAAUAAGAAUGGACUAGAACCUGCCGUAAACUCAAGAAAUACUUGCACUAGAAACAUUCAGAGUUCCUUCCCAAACAACAUUCUUAAUGGAGAUAGAGUUUAGACAGCGUCGGGCUACGAGUUGAAAAAGGUUCCACAGAAUAAGAAUGGACUAGAACCUGCCGUAAACUCAAGAAAUACUUGCACUAGAAACAUUCAGAGUUCCUUCCCAAACAACAUUCUUAAUGGAGAUAGAGUUUAGACAGCGUCGGGCUACGAGUUGUUGCACUAAGCGAUUAUAAUUUCAACUAUUAUGUUUACAUCUUUUCUACCGGAACA
This is a messenger RNA of Opisthorchis viverrini, 1736 nucleotides long. RefSeq lists its product as hypothetical. Lineage: Eukaryota; Metazoa; Platyhelminthes; Trematoda; Opisthorchiida; Opisthorchiidae. Gene Ontology annotation, cellular component: signaling receptor complex. The record is from RefSeq and is a predicted model, not a curated record. Gene Ontology annotation, biological process: cell surface receptor protein tyrosine kinase signaling pathway; multicellular organism development; positive regulation of kinase activity. The transcript is spliced from 6 exons. The annotation marks the transcript as partial. Gene Ontology annotation, molecular function: transmembrane receptor protein tyrosine kinase activity; ATP binding.